ACGCAUUCACACACUGACACCGCUGGAACGUGUACACGAUGGGGGAAUCUGAAGACUUGGGCGGUUUGCAUAGUUUCAGUACUGAUGCCAUCCAUGCAGGGGUGGAUCCUAUGCAGUGGAGUCACAGGGCUGUUGUUCCACCAAUCACCUUGGCAACAACGUUCCGGAUUGAGGAACCCACGCGAGGAGCGAAAUUUUACUACUCCCGAGGAAACAACCCGAACCGCAGCUGUCUUCAAGAAUGUCUAGCAGCACUGGAAGGGGCGAAAUCAGCGUAUUGUUUCUCCUCUGGCAUGGCAGCUACAAUGACAGCCGCCCACCUCCUCACGUCCGGCGACAACGUGGUAUGUUCUGCAGACGUCUAUGGAGGGACAUUCAGAUAUUUCAAGUAUUGCGCGGUAAAGAUGGGAAUAAAAAACGACCUUCGCUGACUUCUUUGAUUUAGCCAAGCUUGAAGCGGCACUGGAUUGCCAACCUAAAAUGGUCUGGUUUGAAGUGGUGACCAAUCCAACUUUGAAAAUGACUGAUAUCGAAGCCGUCGUUGCUUUAGUCAGGAAAAAGGUCCCAGAUGCGCUGAUCUGCGUCGAUAACACAUUUCUCACUCCGUAUCUACAUAAACCACUUGACUAUGGUGUAGACAUCGUGAUGCACUCAAUCACCAAAUACAUGAACGGCCACAGCGAUGUUUUGAUGGGUUCUCUGGCAACAAAUGAUGAAAAAAUAGCCGAACAAAUCAAGUUCUUUCAAAUGGCUCUCGGAGCCGUCCCUUCCCCCUUUGACUGCUACAUGGUACAGCGUGGACUGAAAACACUUGCCAUCCGACUGAGGGAGCAUUGUAGCAACGCUAAAGUCGUUGCUGAAUACCUGGAGGGUCAUCCCAUGAUUGACAAAGUUCUUUACCCUGGCUUAGCUUCUUAUUCACAACACGGUCUAGCUAACAGGUUGUUGAAAGAAUACGGAGGGAUGGUGAGCUUCUACGUCAAAGGGUCGGGAGAACAAACCAGGAGAUUUCUGAAAAAUCUAAAGAUAAUCAGCCUUGGGUUUAGUCUUGGGGGAUACGAGAGUCUGGCAGAGUUACCGAUUACCAUGACUCACAGCCAGUUGUCAGACGAGGCCAAGGACGCAAUCGGUGUGACCAACACCCUUGUACGACUGUCGGUGGGACUGGAAAACCCAACGGAUUUGUCCAAAGAUCUUGAUCGCGCCUUGAGGGCGGCAAUGGUGUAAUGAUACAAUAUCUUAUACCUCCCGCCGAACAUUCUAAUGUCAUUGUCACCUUACCUUAAGUAAACGUCAUUAGUUUCGAGACAGCAUUACAAUUGUGAUGUUAGAUAUAUUCCAUGCAAAUGUUGGCAAUUUGAUGUCUCCAAUGCAAAGACGACAGAUCAUUAUUAUUCAGAUAUCAUUAUCCAAAUGUGAUGAUGGUACAGUGAGAAUAGCUUCUUGUAACUACAUAUAUCAGUCAACUGUAUUCAGUAGAAAUUGUAAAUGAAAAAGGAAAUAAAUGUGUAAUCGGUGUCA
Molecule: messenger RNA, 1521 nt
Organism: Haliotis rubra (blacklip abalone)
Lineage: Eukaryota; Metazoa; Mollusca; Gastropoda; Lepetellida; Haliotidae
Product: putative cystathionine gamma-lyase 2
Exons: 11
Coding region: 481-1227 (248 amino acids)
Biological process (GO): transsulfuration
Cellular component (GO): cytoplasm
Molecular function (GO): cystathionine gamma-lyase activity; pyridoxal phosphate binding
Source: RefSeq, a predicted model, not a curated record